Messenger RNA from Bombina bombina (fire-bellied toad), 2009 nucleotides. It is a transcript of the gene ALKBH7, whose product is annotated as alkB homolog 7. The transcript has 4 exons. Gene Ontology annotation, cellular component: mitochondrial matrix. Gene Ontology annotation, biological process: fatty acid metabolic process; DNA damage response. NCBI's taxonomy places the organism in Eukaryota, Metazoa, Chordata, Amphibia, Anura, Bombinatoridae. Bases 17 to 748 code for a protein of 243 amino acids. The record is from RefSeq and is a predicted model, not a curated record.
UCUGCAAGGUCACAAUAUGGCGGCGCCCAUAGCUGUCAGUGGUUUCCCUGGUAACAUGCUGCUCCUGCUCCGGGUUUUUUGUAGGCCGCGGAGCUUGCACCCUUUCGUGGCUCUUUCAAUAUGCUGCCCCAGACCCUUCUCCGCUUCUCUAGGUUCCCUUUCUACGGAAGCUCAAAUUAUUCCGUCCUCUCCCUCCGUACUUAGAAGUCUCUCCGGUCUUAAUGUCCAACACGAUUUCGUUUCACCAGAGGAGGAGGAAACCCUCUUGGUAGAACUAGAGCCAGUACUAAGGAGAAAACGUUAUGAGACUGGACACUGGGACGAGGCUAUUCAUGGUUUCCGUGAGACAGAGCGCUUGCAUUGGUCUCCACAGAACUCUACAAUAAUACAGAGGGUAAGGGAGAAAGUAUUUGCCCCGGGGGAAGAACAACUGUCUCUUGUCCAUGUUCUAGACCUCAAGAAAGAUGGAUACAUCAAAGCACAUGUUGAUAGUGUGAAGUUUUGUGGUAGCACCAUUGCUGGAAUAUGUUUACUGUCCGCUAGCAUUAUGCGCUUGGUCUCUGUGGAUAACCAAGAGGAACGAGCAGACUUGCUGCUUCCUAGACGUUGCCUUUAUGUACUCAGUGGUUUAGCUCGCUAUAAUUUUACCCAUGAAAUUCUUCGGGAUGAAGAAUCUAUAUUCAAUGGAGAACGAAUCCCUCGGGAGCGUCGAAUCUCUGUCAUCUGCAGAAACCUACCUCCCAGCUGACAGUAUAUUUGGUGGGCAUCAAUGUCUUAAAUAUGCAGACACGCUACAACUGAUCAUAAAAAGACUUUUCUAAUGAGUUUAUCAGGUUACUAUUCUUUAAAUGAAUCGCACAGUGCCAAAAGCAAAGAUUUAAUAUUUUUUUUGUAAAAUAAGAACAUAUUUAUUCAGGUCUGAUUGUAAUAAUUCUAUUUUCUUCAUUGUUUCCAAAACAAGUCGGCUAUAAAACCUUCACAUGUAUUGACCCUACACUAAGACUCCCAAGAAUCUAAUAAUUGCUCUUCAAUACUGUGAAACGCCUCAUUUUUUAAAAACUAAAUGCACAUGUACUGUCCAAAAUUACAUGAUCAUUACCUGGUUUCCUCAAAUGAUUCCACUACACUUGACAAUUAAUGCUUCUACCUUCUUGCCCCUAAUAGAUCAUUUUACCAUGAAAAAAACACCUUAUGAGGCAGUCUUUUAGUGGAUCCACUAAUGUCAAUUGAAGCACAAUUUACUUGUUUUAGAAAUCAAAGGAAAAAAAAAGGGAGUUUUAACUGUGCAAAUAUUCAUAUCAUUAUGAAAUAAAAUCUCCCCAUCAUGGAUACUUACUGAUUUGUGCAAAUACAUAGUGAUUGUAAAGUUUAAUCAAUUAAAGCCCAGUAUCUAAAAAUACUCUUAAAAACAGGGGCACUUUAAUUAAUUAAACUUCACAAAUACGCUUUAAAAAAAACAAAAACAACUUUUUGUUAGGUAAAUAGACCGCUGAUCCUCCGCCCUCACCGUCUUCUGUAUUUUGUAGAAUGUUGACAAAUCCAGUUUCCUCUAAUCUUUGCGUGCCCCAUUGGCGUCCAGCUCAUGGGGCACGCAGCGAUUGGAGGAAGCCUUAUUCGUCUUCGAUAUGCAAAAUAAAGUCAGAGAUGCAGGUGGAGGAAUGGCGGUAUGUUUACCGUAGCGAAAAAUUAAGUAUGUACAAACACUUUUUUUUUUUUUUUUUUAAAGUUUAAUGAAUUAAAGUGCCCUUGUUUUUAAGAGUAUUUCUAGAUACUGGACUUUAAUUCUUUAAACUUUACAAUCACUUUAAAGAAGUAAUCACACAAGUAUAAAUAAGAAAACCUGUCACUACCAAUGUAGAAAAUCCGUUUUCCGUAUGCCUCUCUUUCAUACAAACAAACUUUAAAAAAACAUAUACUUUGCACUUAUAUUUUAUUAAUAUUAUUCUUACACUUUCAAUUUUGUUCUGAGCUUUGCAGAAGAAUAAAUAAAUAAUUUAUCAGUUUAUAAA